AUGUCAGAUUCCCACGAGCUGCCGUUUAACGGCCUCAGCUUCUUCCACAGCCAGUCUCCGUUCCUCUCAAGUGAGCAGCAACAGCAGCAGCAAGAGCAGCAGCAGCAGCAGCAGCAGCACUUUGACAGUCAGCGUGACAUGCUCCUGAGCGAAAGCCCGUCUUUUUCAUACUUAAGAACCCUCUCACAGAGGGCGUGGGACCAGCUGCAGCAGCCGAAGCCGCUGCAGACAGAGGAACGGCAGGAGAACACGCAGCAGCAGCAACUAUCACAGCUGCUGCUGCAAGUGCCUAGGCAGCCCUUGCAGGGUCUCAGCAUGCCUCUGAUAGAGUCAGUGAGCUGCCGCCCCCCUCCUGAGCAAAACUGCCCCCGACCAGAGCCAGUGCAGCCGGAGCAGCAGCAGGAGCAGCAGCAGCUUUUUCAAGAGCAGCAGGCGGCGCAGCACCAGCAGCAAAUGCUACAAGAGCAGGAGAUACUGCAGAAUAUGCAGCAACAAAGCAUGAGAGAGCAACGCAUGCAGCAACAGCAGCUGCAGCAGCAGUGCCUCCAGAGACAGCAACAAUCGCAACAGGCUUUGCAGCAACGGCAGCAGUUGCUGCAGCAAGCUGAGCUGCUGCAGCACCAUCAUGAAAAUGGAGGCGCCAUGUGCUCCUGCUGCUCUCCUUUCCAGCCUGUUCCGACUUCUGAGAGGUAUCGAUUGCAGCUGCAGCACAGACUGCAGGUGCAGCGUAGCUUGAAGGAACAGCUGCAGCAGCAGAACACAGAAGCAAAAACGUGGUUCGGCGCCAACAGCAGCAGCAGCAGCACAAUGCACUGCGGAGACAUAUGGAGGCAAGGGCACUUCCACGAAUCUGCUCCGCCAGUCGAGGUGCAAGAGAGCAAAGUGUCUCAGGUGCUGCAGCAGGUGGUUCUGCAGCAGCAGCCGCAGCAGCACCAUCACCAGCAGCAGCAGCAGCAGCAGCGCCACCAAACGCCUAGGCAUCAACAACAGCAGCAGCACCAUGCUAUGCCUCCAGGAAGCCCGAUAACUCCUCAAGAGAGCAUCCUUGCAUUGUGGCGGGAUUCGAACGCGGAGUGGAGCAGUCCUGUGCAAGAGCAGCAGCGGGAGCUUCAGCAGCAGCAGCAGCAGCAGCAGCAGCAGGCUGCAGGCCCACCUGCAGAUGAAGACUUCGAGUGUGUCUGCGGGGCAGAUGAAACUAAGGAGUGCAUUUGUGUGCAGCUGCGAAUACCCGAGAGGCAGCGCCACCUGCGGGCUCAAGAGGGAAUGAGGGAGCAGCAAAACCGGCUAGAAGAGCAGCACCUCAGGGAACAGCGGGAGCAGCAGCAGCAGCAGCAGCAGCAGGAAAGGCUGCGCCAGCAGCUUGAGGGACUUCAUUCAGAUCUGUGCUCCUUCUUCGGCGCCCCGCUGCUUAAAGGACUCUGGCCAGCAAAUGCUUCCCCCCCCGAAGCGGGGCCCCAAGCGCAGCAGCCCUGCCAGCGGAGGGAAAUGGACGGAAUGCAGCAGCAGCAGCAGCAUCAGCAGGUGCAGCAGCAGCAGUGGGCUAGUGGAGGGAUAGAUCGAUGCCGCUGGGCGCCUACAGCAGCUGCCUGCAACCUUUUGGAGUUGAUCGAGGUCCCGCAGCGGUUUCGCGGAGCUCCUGCGCAACAGCCACUGCAGCCGCUGCAACAGCAACAGCAACAGCAGCAGCAGCAACAACAGCAACAGCAACAGCACGAGCAGCCAGUGCUGCGCCGAGAACGAGAAGAGAGAGUGGGGCAUGAACAGGGAGAUCAGACACUGGAGCACUUGUGGACGCACGCUCACCCAGUGCAUCACAACCAGCAGCUGCAGCAGCAGCAGCAGCAGCAGCAGGCGGUGAGGCAACAUCGGGCAGCUCCGCAGCAGCUCCUGCCCCCCAAAAGGGAGCAGGAGCCCCAAUCUCAGGAGCAGCAACAGCAGCAAGUGCUGCCAGGAUUUGCUGUUCCGCAGCAGCAGCUUAUGCCAGCAAUGGCGGCGUCGGCUCCUCCUGUUUUGCGGAGACAGCAGCAGCAGCAGCAGCAGCCGCCGCAACAGCAGCAGCCGCAAAGGCUCGAGCAGCAGCAGCCACCAGCUCGGCAGCGGCGGCGGGAGCUCCCGCCACACUGGCUGCCGCAGCACCCCCAUUGGCUGCCAGCCUACAAGCCGCAAGUCCCGUGGCCUCUAGAAUAUAAUUAUGAUGAGGACGGGGAGGAAGAAUACCAAGAGGAACAGCAGCAGCAGCAGCAGCAGCAGCAGCAGCAGCAACCGCAGCGGCAGCAGCAGCAGCAGGACGACAUGCACUGGCACGAGCUGGUCGAGCAGUUCAUGCUGCGAGAGCUGGCGCAAGGUGAGCCCGCCGAUCAGCGGCAGGGCCAACAGCCGUUGCAGCAGCAAAUACAGAUGCACCAGCAGCAGCAGCAGCAACAGAUGCAGCAGCAACAGAUGCAGCAGCAGCACAUGCAGCAGCAGCAGAUGCAACAGCAGCAGCAGCAUAUGCAGCAACAGCAGCUGCAGCUGCAGCAGGAAGCAUUCCGCCAACUGCAAAGGCCUGAGCAAGGCCGAGAAGAUGCAUCUCCUCCAGGAAGCCGCUUUCCCGAAUUUAUUGCUGACAAAGCCAGAGUCUGCGGGCCCUUCACCGCGUGUCUUGCUGCACCUCAACAGCCUCACCUGCAGCAGCAGCAGCAGCAGCUGCUGCUGCAAGGCCACCAAAGCGAGGAAGCUCCGCCGCAGCACCCGUCGAGUCAAGCAACGAUUGCAGUUUCUAGGGAUUCUCAGAGCAGCACCGACCAGGGACAGCAGCAGCUGCACGAGCAGAUGCAGCAGGUGCUGCAGCAGCAAGAGGCGCAGCAGAAGCAGCGGCAGCUGCAGCGGAAACUGUGCAUGCGGCUGCAGCGGCAGCAGCAGUAUCGGCUGAAGAUUCUGCUAGAUGCAUGCAUACGCCUCAGAGCCACAAGCCAGCAAAGAGGACUCUGCCGCAGCUGCUGCCUCAAAAGAGUGAGUCUUUUGGGGCUGGUGCAGCAGCUGUGUACUUACUACAAGGUGCAGCGGCGCCUGGUGGCUGGCUGCCUCACCGAGGAGGCAGCAGCAGCACCAGCAGCAGCAGCAGCACCAGCAGCAGCAGCAGCUGGGCCAGGACAUCUGGCAGCCGAACCAGCAGCAGCAGCUGCUGCGCUAUCUCACGAUGCCCACAGGCUCAGGCAGGUGGUUGAAGAGCAGCGCCGGCAGCUCCAGAUGCAGCAAGAACUGCUGCAGAAGCAGCGAAUCAUGAUAGCCCAGAUGGAGCAGCAGCAGCAGCAGCAGCAACAACACCAGCAGCAAGCGCGCCGUGCGCAGAUGGCCGAAAAUCAGCUAGCUGCAGCAAAAUGCGAUAAUUACAACUGCCAGAUGCUGCAGCAUCAGCAUCAUAGCCUGGAGCAGCGCUUGCAUUUGCUGCAGCUGCAGCUUAACAGCAUGCAGCAGCAGCUUCAGCAGCUGCAGAUGCAACCCUGCGGCAGCAGAAUCAAUGCAUCAGUUGUAAACAUGAGCAUUGAACAGCAGCAGCAGCAGCAGCAGGAGCUUCACCAGGUACGGCAAAACCUUGAUGAGCAGUUACACCUGCUGUUCAGGCAGCAGCAGCAGGAGCAGCAGUUUCAAGAAGAGCAGCAUAUGAAGCACUUGCUGAGUGGACAAACACUGCAGCAGCAGCAGCAAAAGAUGCAGGAGGAGAGAGAUACACUUGGCACAGGGCAGCAACUGCUGCGACAAUGUCUUGAAAACUAUAUAGGGCAGCAAAGAGACAAGCCGCAGCAACCGGAGCAGCAGGAACAGCAGCAGCUGCGUCAGCCACAAAGACGAGAACUGCAGGGGUACCAGCAACAGCAGCAGCGGGAAUGGCAGGACCUGCAGCAGCAGCGAGAAAGGCAGAAACCGCAUGAAGAUAACUCAGCGAUGCGGUGCUUAAUGGACCUGCUACAUGGUCCGUGGCCGCAGACGAACAUGCGGGCUGAAACGCAACAGCAGCAGCAGCAGCAGCUGCUGCAGCAGCAACAGCAGCAGCUGCUACAACAGGAGCAGCAACAACAGCAACUGCUACAGCAGGAGCAGCAACGGCAGCAGCUGCUACGGCAGGAGCAGCAACAGCAGCAGCUGCUGGAGCAGGAGCGGCAGCAGCAGUUGCUGCUGCAGCAGGAGCAGCAACGGCAGCAGCUCCUACAGCAGCAGCAGCUGCAGCAGGAGCAGCAACGGCAGCAGCUGCUGCAGCAGCAGCAGCUGCAGCAGGAGCAGCAACGGCAGCAGCUGCUGCAGCAGCAGCAACUGCAGCAGCAGCAACAGCAACAGCAGCGACAACAACAACAGCAGCAGCAACAGCGCCAACUACAGCAGCAACAGCAGCAACAACAACUGCACCAGCAACAGCAGCAACUGCAGGAGCAGCAGCUGCAGCAACAGCAGCUGCAGCAACAGCAGCAACAGCAGCCGCAGCAACAGCAGCCGCAGCAACAGCAGCCGCAGCAACAGCAGCAACAGCAGCCGCAGCAACAGCAGCAACUGCAGGAGCAGGAGCCGCAGCAACUGCAGGAGCAGCAGCAGCAGCAGCAGCAACUGCAGGAGCAGCAGCAGCAGCAGCAACUGCAGGAGCAGCAGCAGCAGCAGCUGCAGCAGCAGCAGCUGCAGCAGCACCAACAACAAUAUCACCAGCGGCAAUCUCGGCGCCACCUGUACCCGACAUGGCUGGAACAGCAAAGGGAAAUACAGCUGCUGAUGCAGCAGCAACAGGCACAGCACCAACUGCCGAGGCAGCAGCCACAAGGUUUGCUGGAGCAGCACCCGCAGCAAUGCAACGGACCUGGGCUGAGAGCUUGCAUGGGGUUGGCACCAGAAGCGCAGCAACAUCGCAGCAAAAACGGAGUGCAUGCAGCAGAAGCUGCUUUAAGAGCUGCUGCUCUUGCAGCUGCCGAUGCCUCAGCAGCUGCUGCUAGACUAGCCAAAAGCUUUGCUGCAGCAGGGCCGGGGCACGACAGUGGAUGUGCUCAGAGCAGCAGCGUGAACAACCAGCGAAGCAGCAGCAGCAGCAAAAGCGGCGUCAGCGAAAACAGCAGCAGCAACCAUCUGCCACCUGCUGCUGCCACUGCAUGCCCCGACAUUGAGGAUUUGUCUGGAGUCAUUUCGCCCCCCUCUGACGAAGAAGUUUUGCAAAAGCGAGGGAGAAGCAGAAGCCGCAAAACUCUGGGCAAGCAGGAGCUGCAGCAACAGCAGCUGCUGCAGCAGCAAGCAGAGGAGUCAGACGACGAGGCGUCCAUAUCUAGCGAGCCCAGCAACGACAGCGACUUUCAAAAGGACAGCUGCGUGCUGCAGCAGAGCAGCAGCAGCAGCAGCAGGCCGCAGCCUGCUGCUGCUGAAGCACAGCAGCGGGAAGGCCGAAAGCCAGGACCAGAAGAAGAUGAAAGUGCACCUUCAAGUUAUGACGCUGAUGGCGACUUUGACUUUUACAAAAUGCCUCUUUCUGAAGACGAAAAUGGAGAGAAAAAGAAAAAAGCAGCAGCAGAGCAGCAGCAGCAGGAAGAGCAGCAGCAGCAGGAAGAGCAGCAGCAGCACCAAGAGCUGCAGCAGCAGCAAGAGCAGCAGCAGCAGCAAGAAGAAGAACAGCCUGAGUCACCUCUGCAUCAGCACGAAGAGGGAGACAGCGAUACCUCCAGCCACGAUGCUGAUGGAGAUUUCGACUUCAACCAAAUAAGCCGCCGCGAUUAUACUGAUGAAUCCGAUCAGGAGGAGCAGCAAGAGCAGCAGCAGCAGCAGCAGCAGCAGCAGCAGGAGCAGCAAGAGCAGGAGCCGCAGACGCCGGGGCAAGAGCAGCUGGCGGACAUAGAGCGAAGAAUCCAACAGGAGCAGCAAGAGCUGCUGCGGGAAGAAGAACUGCUGCAGCGAGAAGAGCUGCUGCAUCAAGAAGAGCUGCUGCGGCACCAAGAGCUGCUGCAUCAAGGAGAGCUGAUGCGGCACGAAGAGCUGCUGCGGCAAGAAGAGCUGCUGCAUCAAGAAGAGCUGCUGCAGCAAGAAGAGCUGCUGCAGCAAGAAGAAGAAAGCGAAGCCUCGACUCAAGAGGAUGAUGAAGACCUAAACUCAAAUACAAGCAGCGAAGAGUCGGACUCUGAUGAAGAGGAAGAGGAUGAGGAAGAAGAUGAGGAAGAAGAUGAGGAAGAUGAGGAAGAUGAGGAAGAGGAGGAAGAAGAGGGAGAGGAGGAGGAGGAGGAGGAGGAGGAGGAGGAAGAGCAGCAAGAGCUGCAGCAGCAGCCGCAGGAUGAGCAGCAGCAGCAGCCGCAGCCGCAGCCGCAGGAUGAGCAGCAGCAGCAGCAGCGAGGGAGUCCAAUGACAGUUGAGCAGCAGCGUCAGUGGCAAGCUGUGAUGGAGUCGCAGCAGCAGCGCCACCGCUACUGCUGCCUGCGGCAGCGGCAAGAAGCAAAUCUGCUGCUGCUGCGGCAGCACCGGCAAGGAAUACUGCAGCACACAAGUCUGCUGCCGCUGCGCGGAGCGCCCGCAAAUGGCCAAGUGCUGCAGGGCAAAGAGCUGCUGGAGCAGCAGAUGAGGCAGCUGCAGCAAACGGAGCGCUACCGGCGGCGGGUGGAGCAGCGGGAGCGGCUGCAGCAGCUGCAGCGCGAACAAAGAAGCAACACAGCUAGCUCUGAUAGGCCAGACCCCCCAACUCGCCGUAGGCCGCCGCUGCAAACCAGGGGCCCCAACGACCAGCAACAGCCACGCCAUCCAACGCAAGACUAG
Molecule: messenger RNA, 6747 nt
Organism: Eimeria necatrix
Lineage: Eukaryota; Apicomplexa; Conoidasida; Eucoccidiorida; Eimeriidae
Exons: 1
Coding region: 1-6747 (2248 amino acids)
Source: RefSeq, a predicted model, not a curated record